AUGCGCCAGCUGAUGCCAGAGAGGCGAAUCUUAGCCUUCGAGCGCUCCAGCUUGGUCUUGGCAGCCACGGCUUUCAUGGGGGGCUUUCUCGAGGACGAGCAGCUGGAGGUGCGACUAGCCGAUAUCUUCUCCGAGAGUGCAGGCCCAAGAGAACCGCUGCUUCUCAUGGCUGUCGAUGUGGCCGUUGACGGGGGCGACUGGGGCGACGGACGACUGCCCGAGGAGCUCGAGAGCACAGAGACCUGGUCAGGUCUACUGGAAUGGCUCGACAGAGGUGGCCGCCUGGUCGCUAACCUGGGCUCCCUCAGUCGAGGCCUGAGCUUGCGAUCGCAGGCGGCCCUAAGAGCUCUGACUGCAGCGGCAGAGGCGAAGUCCCUAAAGGUGUGGCUGACGAGAUAUGCCAACAGCCAGGAGGAUGUCCCGGUUUUCGACGGUUUCGACACUCUGCCGGAUGACUGCCAAGAUGCCAAUUUGCUUGCCAUGAUCGGCACAGAAGUUUCGGAUGCCGCUUGGGACGACGUGCAGCGAGGUCGCUUGCACAGGCCUGUCAGCUGGAGCCUGUUCGUGCCGAAGGGAGCCUCGAAGAUCGACUGA
Symbiodinium sp. CCMP2592 is the source of this 594-nucleotide messenger RNA. NCBI's taxonomy places the organism in Eukaryota, Dinophyceae, Suessiales, Symbiodiniaceae. The record is from the annotation of a GenBank genome assembly.